AUGGCUGGAUGUGGUUGCGGGCAUAGCGACCCCUUUGGAUCGUCACCGCUGUACAGCGAGUGGUGCACGCAGCCAGACCCGUUCCAGCUUCCCCGCUUCGUGGAUGGCAGGCUGGCCGACUUUGGACGCUCCACCCACUGGCUCAUGCAGGCGAUAUGGGCUGGCACGCACCUCAUGCAUGGCACAAGCGCAGCCACUGCCACUCAUCAACGGCACCCACAGCCCCACCACGAGACCCACAGGCGCCACCACCAUCACCUUCGCCACCACCGACGCCACCAUCACAACCGGCACCACCACAACCAACACACGCGCAGACGAGGCGAGCAGGGGUUGGCAGCCGCCGAUGCUGGCGACAGCGAUGGCCACGCGCCAUCAAAGGCACUGGUGCGAGCUUUCCUGCAGUCACCAACCUGGGGCAGUUUGGCUAUUGCAGGCUCGCUCCCCGAUGCAGCAGUGCCCGCAUCGCCAGCGCAAGCCUUCCACACCGCAGCCCACGCACAUCUCUGCACGCCCUUUGGUCAAACAACUCUCCACGUGGACAAAGAUCCGCAGGACCUACGCAUCUCCCUGGUGCGGCCCGUCUACUCGUCUCGUCAGUGCACGUGGGCCGGCGUCUUGCAAGGUUGCAUGGACACGAACAGCAUCACAUCUCACAGCUCCCAGCCAGCACCAGAGGUCUCGGCUGCCAUCGCUGUCGACUGCAAGCAGCGCGGCCGCGGAUUUGUGCAUCUCACACGAACCCACGACAACAGAGCGACAUUGUGGGCACGUGGUAUUGUGUAUGUUGGAGCGAUACAGGCGGGUAUGGACGUGCACUGCGAUGAACAAGCGGAGGUGUGCGACAUGAAUGCCCGCGUCGUGUAUUCAGGUGCCCGUCGACACGCCAUCACCGGGCAGCCGGAGAGCUACCAGGUUGCCCUGUCCUCCUAUCACUUUGGAACGGUCGUUGAGUUGUCACUGUUCCACCACACGGCGGUGCGUGUCAAUGCACUGCCCCUGUGCUAUUGGAAGAAUACAAGCUAUGGUCUUCUUCUCACCUACGACACAUCCCUUCUCAGACCGUUUCAGGUUCAAGUUGCAUCUUCGUGGCAGCUCGACAGCACCACGCUUGUGCAGGGAGCAGUGUCUGAUCGUGGCUGUUUCGAUAUUUCCAUCAAGACUAGGCCGUACCACUUCAACAGCACUGCGCUGAACGUUCUUCCUGAGAUGACGGUGGAUGUGACGCUGAGCUGUGACGUUGUUGCAUCACGCCUUGCCUUCUCUGCUUCCCUCUGCUUUGGGAGCGCGCGGCAGUGGCGGAAGCAGCACAGCCCCCUCCUCGAUCUGUAGUCGUGCCAGUAAGAAAUGGACCAGCGUGGUCGUGUGUGUAUGUGUGUGUGUGUCGUGUGCAAAGGAGGACAAGAGAGAGAGAGUGUGUGUGUGUCACUGUGUGUACAUUGUAGUGCAGAGGGAAUGUCUGGCUGGGCGUGAGGAUGUGUUUGAGUGACAAUGCGUGUUGCACCGCUGUUUCGUGUGCGUGUGUUCGUUCCCACUACUGCCGGUAUCACCAAUCAUCGUGCCUCUCGCAAUAAAUGACAACUGCAUG
Salpingoeca rosetta is the source of this 1588-nucleotide messenger RNA. RefSeq lists its product as uncharacterized. The transcript has 9 exons. The record is from RefSeq and is a predicted model, not a curated record. Lineage: Eukaryota; Choanoflagellata; Craspedida; Salpingoecidae. The coding region runs from base 1 to 1332 and encodes 443 amino acids.